AUGCAGGAGACAGUGCCAGACAAGCAAGAACCGCAAACCGAGCACCGCGACUUGGCCAAUGCGAAAGGCGCCCCGGACGCCGUUUAUGAUGAGGCCGCAGCCAGCGGCCAGUGUCUCACCGGGUACGAGACGCUGGGGCUCUGGGAGACGGCUAAGAAGUUCAAGGUGAAUUCCCUCACCUGCUUCGCCAUGUGCUUCAGUGCCGCUACAGAUGGUUACCAAAUUGGUAUCAACGGAAACAUCAUCGCCAACCCUGCAUUCGUCCAACAAUUCGCGACUGAAACCAGUGCAGAUGGCUCACCUGCUCUUGCGUCGCCUAUUCUCAGCGCAUGGGGCUCCAUCAUGUCUGUCGGCCAGAUCAUCGGCAUGACGACCUUGCCCUUUGUAUCUGAUCGGUUCGGCCGCAAGGUGGCCAUGUACAGCUUCUGGUUCGUCAUAGCCCUGAGCGUCAUGUUCGAGAGCAUCGCCACGCGGUGGGAGCUAUGGCUCGUCGGCAAGCUUCUCGCCGGUGUCGGUGUUGGGUGCAUGCAAUCGACUAUCCCCACCUACAUCAGCGAGGUGUCUCCUACCCGCAUCCGAGGUGCCCUCUUGAUGUGCUACAGCCUCUGGUGGUCGCUCGGAGGCUUCUUUGCCCCCGUAGCCUUGCAGGUUCUGUCUGAGACGAAUGCCACCAACUACAAGAUCCCCAUUUACACCCAGUGGGCCCAGGUGGGCAUCAUGCUCAUUGUUUACCUCGUGGUCCCCGAGUCUCCGACCUGGCUUGUGAGCAAAGGCAAGUUUGACCAGGCUAAGAAGACUCUGUCUCGUCUGCACUGCGACGUCCCAGACUACGAUGUGGACAGGCAGCUUCAGGUUCUUACGCUUUCUAUUGACCACGAGCGAGCUACUGCCGCGGAGCAACGAGCAGAGAAGUGGUACAGCAUCUUCAAGGGAACCGACGGCUACCGAACCCUUGUUGCUCUGUGGACCCUCCUUGCGCAGCAAUUCAUCGGCCUCACGCUCUUCGCCACCUAUAGCUCCUACUUCUUCCAGCAGGGCGGUAUCGAAGACCCUUUUAAGGCAACCUGCAUCACCUCUAGCAUUAGUUUCGCUGCAGGACUUUGCGUUGUGUACGCAGCGGAGCGGCUUGGUCGUCGAGUUCUGUCAUGCGGCGGCACCACGAUUUGCUGGGCGUGCAAUGUUGCGGUGGGAAUUCUCGGCGUGACUCCUAAAGUCAAUGCCACCGACUACCUGUUCAUUCUGUUUGCUUGCAUUUGGUGGAUUGGGCUAGUUGCCAAUGGAGCUACGGGAUGGGGAUUUAUCGGCGAAAUCUCAUCUCAACGCCUCAGACCUUACACUGCUGGCUUUGGUGCCGCUAUGACCUGCGUUGUCGGUGUCAUUAUGAAUGUCUUGACGCCCUACAUGGUAAACACCAAUCAGUGGAACUGGGGCCUCAAGACAGCUUGGUUCUACGUCGGUAUUGGCCUUCCAUUUACAGUUGCCAUCUGGUUCAUAAUCCCCGAGACUGCUGGCCGUACCUCCGCAGAGCUAGAUGAACUUUUCGAAAGAAAGAUCAAGCCCUGGCGAUUCCACAAGACUACGACCAUGGCCCAACGAGCUGUCGAGGCUGGCACGAAUAAGCUUAAGGAAGAGGCUUGA
Ilyonectria robusta is the source of this 1638-nucleotide messenger RNA. RefSeq names its product putative hexose transporter. Gene Ontology annotation, cellular component: membrane. The transcript has 4 exons. The coding region runs from base 1 to 1638 and encodes 545 amino acids. Gene Ontology annotation, biological process: carbohydrate transport; transmembrane transport. Lineage: Eukaryota; Fungi; Ascomycota; Sordariomycetes; Hypocreales; Nectriaceae. Gene Ontology annotation, molecular function: carbohydrate:proton symporter activity. The record is from RefSeq and is a predicted model, not a curated record.